Molecule: messenger RNA, 825 nt
Organism: Funneliformis caledonium
Lineage: Eukaryota; Fungi; Glomeromycota; Glomeromycetes; Glomerales; Glomeraceae
Source: the annotation of a GenBank genome assembly
AAAGUUCGUCCCUGUAAUUAAAACGAUGUACCAUAAGUAUCGUGACAACAAUAUAUGGUUAAAUGCCGAAUUAGAUAGGAUUAUCUGUAACAGAAAACGAGAAAUCCAAAGUGCCCCUUCUGAUCAACCUAUAGAGAACAACGUAUUAAAUUUAUUAAUCACUUUAAAUACUGAAAUGGAUACCAAUAAGAUCACUGGUAUCGAUUAUUCGAGACCGUUGACUAACAUAGAAAUUUCCUGCACGUUAAAGGAAAUCUUUGUCGCCGGAAUGGACACGACCCGAAACGUAAUGUGCUAUAUCAUGUUUUACAUUAAUAAAUAUCCCAAAGUUAAAGAUAAGUUGAUUCAGGAAUACGAAUCGAUCUACGGGGAUCUAAGCAAGAAGUUAGAUGUUACUUACGAAUCACUUGAUAAAUUAGUUUAUACCGAAGCCGUGAUCAAUGAAGUCACACGUCUCAUACCGCCAUUACCCGUAUUCAUGCGUGCUGCCACUUUUGAUACCGAAAUUGGUGGUUACAAGAUCAAGAAAGAAACGACCGUGUUUACGAACUUUACCGGCAUUCACUAUCAUAAAGAUUAUUGGGUUGAACCCGAAAAGUUCAACCCUGAUAGAUUUUUAAAAAAUGGUGAUCAUAAGAUCGUUAAGAAUUCUCAUUUGCCUUUUGGAGGGGGUAUUCGAAUUUGUCCGGGAAGGCAUUGGGCCAUGGGGAAUAUGAAAAUUUUAUUGGUCAGAAUUUUAACCAAAUUCGAAAUUAACCUCGCGGAUCCUGAAGCUCCGUUAAAAUUAUCAUAUCAUGGAAUUCAGCAUUGUGAUGAAUUAUAUAU